Messenger RNA from Melitaea cinxia (Glanville fritillary), 1162 nucleotides. RefSeq names its product luciferin sulfotransferase (gene St2). Gene Ontology annotation, cellular component: cytoplasm. NCBI's taxonomy places the organism in Eukaryota, Metazoa, Arthropoda, Insecta, Lepidoptera, Nymphalidae. Gene Ontology annotation, biological process: sulfation. The record is from RefSeq and is a predicted model, not a curated record. Gene Ontology annotation, molecular function: sulfotransferase activity. Bases 1 to 996 code for a protein of 331 amino acids. The transcript has 5 exons.
AUGAGGACGACCCCAAAAUUGACGUUUUCGAAAUUAGACGAGGAGACCGGGAGUAAAUUGGACCAAAUGUUUGAAAAGAAGGAUUGUAUGGUUGAAAUAAACCCUGGACACGUAGUCCUACCAGCUGAUUAUAUGACCAUCGGUCAGGAAAUUCUGGAUAUGGAGGUUUUGGAAAGCGAUGUUUGGAUGCUGUCUUAUCCAAGAACUGGGUCGACAUGGGCUCAAGAAAUGGUGUGGUUGAUCGGUCACGAUUUAGACUACGAAGGAGCUAAAUCUCUUCAGCAAAUCCGAUGUCCUCUAGUGGAAUUAUCGUGUAUAAUGGUGGACGGUCACGCCGAGUGGCACGAUGAAUCCGUAAAGGGUUCAUCUGUGGAUCUCGUGAAGUACCGCUUACCACACCCGCGCUACAUACGUAGUCAUCUACCCUUUGAUCUGUUGCCCAUCGAUAUAUUGAACGAGGAUGGUUCUGUUAAGCCGAAGAUGAUAUAUACAUCCCGUAACCCAAAAGAUAUGGUGGUCUCCUACUACCAUUACUGCACUCUGGUUCACGGCUUAAAGGGUACUUUUGAAGAAUUUUGCGAUCUAUUUAUGAGGGACAAAGCGCCGUUUGGACCUGUGUGGAAUCAUAUACUUGGUUUUUGGAACCGCCGCAACGAUCCAAAUGUCCUCUUCAUCAAAUUUGAAGAAAUGAAACGUGAUCUACCAAACGUCGUCAGGAGAACUGCAAAGUUCUUGAACAAAACCCUAUCUGAUGAAGAGGUUUACAAGCUAUGCGAUCACCUAUCCUUUCAGAAUAUGAAGACUAAUCGUGCAGUAAACUUAGAGGCAAUUCUAGAAAAGUCUUUUGGAAAGAACUACUUAGAACAAACCUCACUGAGGUUUAUUAGAAAAGGGGAAAUUGGAGAUUGGAAAAAUUAUAUGUCGGACGAUCUCUCGAGAAGAUUCGAUGAUUGGGCCGAGAAAAAUCUGAAGGGAACCGAAUUGAGCUUUGAAUAAUUUUUUGUCUUUUUUUUCCUAUACUUAACAGUUAUACAUUUUUGAAUUAUAAAUUGAUUAUUGUUGUAUGUUUUGCAUUAAGGAUGUAGUUUUCAUACAUUUAAAUGUAUUUUUACACAAUUCAUUAUCAAUGAAAGAAAAAAACUUUUUAGCGUAGAUUUUAAAU